AUGGGGCGUGCAUUCAAUUCUUCAAUGAAUGUGGAGAAGAUGAAGAUAAAGAGAGUUAGAACUCGUUGCUUUCAAGUUCUAUGCUCUUCUGAGCGUUCUAGCUUCGAAGAUGAUGCUGAUAAUGGGAGAGGUCAGGUUUCAUCACGGGUGAUUUUGGUGGAGAGAUAUAGCAAUGGUACUUCUAAGAGGUUUUUGCUCAACUAUACCCGAAAUUUUGUCUCUUUCCUUCGAUAUGUGUUAGGUGAUAAUUCGCAGUUGCAAACCUUUCUUGUUGAAGAGGAAAGGUCUACUACGUCAAACAAGGAUCCACAUUCCAUAGAUUCUGGAGUUUUAGCUUCAGUGAUUCUGUACCGUUGGGGACAAACCAUUUGUUUACUUAACUUUCUCAGUCAUGAUGCAGGAUCAGUUUCAGAUGAUUACUUACGUUACAUGUUACUGCAGUUCCCUACCAAUGUGACUGGAUGGAUCUGUAACACCCUAGUCACUUCGAGUCUCCUAAAGGCUGUUGGUGUUGGCUCUUUCUCUGGAAGCACAGCAGCUGCUUCUGCUGCUGCCAUCAGGUGGGUCUCAAAGGAUGGCAUUGGAGCUGUUGGACGCUUAUUCAUCGGCGGGAGGUUUGGAAGUCUUUUUGAUGAUGAUCCCAAGCAAUGGAGAAUGUAUGCGGACUUCAUUGGCAGUGCUGGAAGCAUAUUUGAUCUGACAACCCAACUAUAUCCUGGCUAUUUCCUUCCUUUGGCAUCUCUUGGAAAUCUUACCAAGGCUGUAGCAAGAGGACUAAAAGAUCCUUCUUUUCGUGUGAUUCAAAAUCACUUUGCAAUUUCAGGAAAUCUGGGAGAAGUAGCAGCAAAGGAAGAAGUUUGGGAAGUGGUUGCUCAACUGGUUGGCCUUGCUUUAGGCAUAUUGAUUCUGGAUACACCAGGCCUUGUAAAAUCAUAUGGCAUACUUUCAUUGACUUGGUUGAGUAUGCGAUGUCUGCACCUUUGGCUACGCUAUGAGUCACUUUCAGUUCUCCAGUUUAACACAAUAAAUCUAAAGCGUGCUCGCAUACUGGUAAAAUCAUAUGUAUUACAUUCUACUGUUCCAGGUUACAAUCUGACAAACUGGAUACUAUGCUGUAUCAGUUAUUUCCCUUCUCAGAUGUUCAAUUUGCCGAAUGGUUUUAUGUCAGGAUGCACAGAUUGCAACAGAGAAGAGAAUAUAUUAGCUUGGUCGCAAUUCAUGAAGCCAAAAAUAAUUUUUGGCUUGCCCUUGGAGAAAAUGGAUGGUGUGGAGAGAUCUCACUUUAUGGUGGAAGCACUUCUAAAAUUAUAUGCAAGUGAGAAAUAUAUUCUUAUGGUGAAUCAGGAGCAAGAAGAUCUGAGGUUUUAUGUUUCUUUCAAGGUUGGAGCCACAAGUGUUUCAGUAUUACGAAGUGUAUGGCAGACUUUCUGGCUAAGUGAGAACUGGGAUAGCAAUGUUAAUAUUUGUGAUAAAAUCGCUAACAGCCUAAUGGAAUUGGAAGAAAGGUUUGAGGAUUUCAUUCAAAAGUUGACAGAUGCAGAAUGGGAUACCCAACAAUUAAAUUUGAAGGUUCCCCGAAACCUCUUUAUUGAUGAUAAUACCAAUCCUCUCUAA
This is a messenger RNA of Sphenostylis stenocarpa, 1614 nucleotides long. NCBI's taxonomy places the organism in Eukaryota, Viridiplantae, Streptophyta, Magnoliopsida, Fabales, Fabaceae. The record is from the annotation of a GenBank genome assembly.